Molecule: messenger RNA, 1186 nt
Organism: Colossoma macropomum (tambaqui)
Lineage: Eukaryota; Metazoa; Chordata; Actinopteri; Characiformes; Serrasalmidae
Product: heavy metal-binding protein HIP-like
Exons: 6
Coding region: 50-910 (286 amino acids)
Molecular function (GO): protein binding
Source: RefSeq, a predicted model, not a curated record
CAUUAUAAAAUGAGAGACACUCUGCCAGAAGCCAGACCAUUCAGCAAACAUGAUGCGAGCUGCUGUAGUUUCUCUGCUGUUGCUCUUCUGUCUCUUACAGGACAGUGCCGGGCACUCUACGAAACCGAAGCCUGAAGAUCGGUCCAGCCGAAAGCGCUGCUGUGGUCAACUGCAGAGUCUGAGGGCCCUCGUUUAUCAGCAAGGAACCGUGUUAGCAGAACUGAGGAGAGACUUUGUCAAGGUCAAGAAUGAGAAUGCAGCAAAUGCAGUGGCGAUCUCCAGUUUGAAAACCAGUCUUUCAGCCAAUCAGCAAGAGGUGCAGAAGCUGAAGAAGGAGAAUGCAGCUCAGACGGCCGAACUGCAGAACGUGCAGUCCAGACUAACAGCUGUUGAGAAUGACGUGAAGAACCUGAAGAAUAAAGAUGCAGAACAAGCAAGUGGGCUUUCGGCCUUGAGGAACGAGCUGGAAAAUCUGAGGAAAGAGUGUUCAGGGAGCCAAAAGGUGGCUUUCUCAGCUGCUAUAGGCCCACCUGCAGGACGGAGGGGACCAUUCAAUUCUGAGACUAAUCUGGUCUACAAAAAUGUCAUCACAAACAUUGGAAAUGCCUACAACUCAGGCACAGGUAUUUUCACAGCUCCGGUCAAAGGGGUCUACUAUUUUCGAUUUACGGGUGCUGGAUAUGAUGACAAGAAAUGGAAUAUAGGAGUGAAUCUGUACAAAAACGGGCAACAUCUGAUCCAUUUGGGUGAAAACAGCAUUGACGGCAUAGCUAAGCAUGUCUCGAGUGGAAUCACUCUGGAGCUGGCGGCGGGAGAUCAGGUGCACACCCGCCUUCCAACAAACUAUGUGCUCUGGGAUGAUACGUACUUCCGCACUAGUUUUAGUGGCUUCCUCCUCUUCCCCAUGUGAAAGAUGCAAAGGCCCAGUGAUAACCUUUCUGCUUGGGUCCUCUUUGCUCACUAAACUGUAUUCUUUGUUCCCUCAAGUGAUCAUAUUAGCAACCUAAUCAACUUAAAAUGUGCAACACUGCUGAUUCAAGCUGUCAAAACAUUUAGCCUGCUUUUAAAUUUUAGAUCAUAUACCUUACCUACUAAAACUGCAUGUAAUUAUUUCUAUUUUACUAAAGUUUGUGUCUCUUUUGCCAUGAUUGAAAUUACACAUUAAAUAAAACUACACAUAGCAAAA